Balaenoptera ricei (Rice's whale) is the source of this 3527-nucleotide messenger RNA. It is a transcript of the gene ZNF175, whose product is annotated as zinc finger protein 175. Lineage: Eukaryota; Metazoa; Chordata; Mammalia; Artiodactyla; Balaenopteridae. The record is from RefSeq and is a predicted model, not a curated record. Gene Ontology annotation, biological process: negative regulation of transcription by RNA polymerase II. Bases 893 to 3115 code for a protein of 740 amino acids. The transcript has 5 exons. Gene Ontology annotation, molecular function: DNA-binding transcription repressor activity, RNA polymerase II-specific.
AUCGCAAGGGGCCCAGAGCGGCCAUUUCGCUUAUGUUGUCAACUGUUCUAAGCCGUGAACCGCCUGCGAGAUGCUGAGAAAAUGCUGAGCUGUCUAUAUUAUGGAUGGGCACUGAAAAGGCCAGAAUGUCGGAUUAGGCACUCCAGACACGGACAGCUUGAAGCCUCAGCUCUCUGAAGGCAACAGGAAAUGUAAAUGGCACUUCUGGAAAUUGACCACGUAGAGGACCGCAUGGGAUAGUGGCAAUUGUGUGCAGUUUAAAGUGCGGCGGACCUGGGUCUCACUCCCUGUUCUUCCCUUUGCAGACUGAGUGACCUUGUAACAGCACUGUUUCCUCAUCCACAAAAUGGGUAUAAUAAUGAUCAUAAUAUUUAGCUGACAGGGUUGCAUGAAAAUUAAACAAGGUACCUGACAUCUGACUCUGCAACUUGCUGAUUUUUUUUCAGUGUUUCCCAUAUGCCAGGCAGGUGUUGAGGGCUUGACAAGCCUCAUCUCAUGUAAGCUCCCCGAUGCCUACAAUAAAUACCUUCCUUCUCAUUUUGGAAACUGCAACUGAAGUACUAUCUUCGUCUUCUCACGGUUAAAAGGUGUCAGAGCUGCAAUGAAAGCUUAAGUUUAGCCCAAACCUCUUCAUCUUUUCUCAUUUUUUACCCCAAUAGCUAGACUUUUCUGAGUUUUGUCUACCCUCAUCUCGAACACAGUGACUUUCACCUAAUGGCCUUCAGAAAUUCACGUGGAGUGAAUAUUAGAUGAGAACUAUGUGGUCGUUGCCUUUCCAGGACUUCUGGUGUCCCUGCAGAGCCCCUGGGUCAGGCCACGUCGCUGAGGCUGCAGGACCUCCCUUCACAGCCCCAGCCUGACUCUUCCCAGCAGCUCUGAUUGGAGCCUUCUGAUGCCCACCCAGCUCCAGGCUCCUGAAAAGAGUGGAGCUGUCAGCAAAAGGGACCAAGAACUGAAGCCCAGAAACGACAUGCUUGCUGAUGUGAAUUUACUGCAGAGGCCCCAGGUCUUGGGUCCAGAGAAGCGGGAUAGAUCAUGUGAGGGCUCCGUGUCAUUUGAGGACGUGACCAUAGACUUCAGCAGGGAGGAGUGGCAGCAACUGGACCCUGCCCAGAGACGCCUGUACCAGGACGUGAUGCUGGAGAUCUACAGCCACCUCUUCUCCGUGGGGUAUCACAUUCCCAACCCAGAGAUCAUUUUCAGGAUGGAAAAAGGAAAGGAGCAAUGGAUGGGGGAGGCUGAACUCCCACGUCAGAGGUAUCACGAAGGGGAGUUUGGGCUUGAAACCCCACAAUGGGAAAUUUCUGAAACAGCUUCAUUUCACAAUGAGAUGUUGGGUGAAGUCACAAGAGAUGGCUCAUGGUGUUCCAUUUUAGAAAAGCUGUGGGAAGAAGCUGACCAAACAAAGAGAGACCAGAAAAAUCAAAGUAAACCUUCACAUCAGGGGGCUUUCAUCAACAAGAAAAAACUGAACACAGAGAGGGACUGUGAUUAUAAGGACCCUGGGAAAAUCAUCCACACGAGGCCCCACCUUGUUCCUUCACAAAAGAGACCUCAUAAACAUUGCUCUUUUGCAAAAAGGUUGAAACCUAACCUAGAAGUAAAUCAUCAAAGUCAAAGCAACACCACAGAACAUCUUGAUGAGAUGGUUGAAUCUGGUCAGCUAUUCACCCAUAGCUCUUCCAGUGCCAGCUGCAAAAAUACUCAUACAGGAGAGACCUUCUGUGAAGGUAAUUCAUGUACAAAAGUCUUCGGCCGUAAACAGUCACUCACACAACAUCAAGUUCACACUCAGGAAAAACCAGAUAAGUGCACUGAAUGUGGGAGGGACUUUACCCAGAAGUCACACCUCCUUGAGCAACAGAGAUUCCAUAGUGUAGAAAACCUCCAGGAAUGUGGUAAAUGCAGGAGAGCCUUCACCCCACAACCAAAACUCUGUGUAUAUGUGACAGAUCAUACAGGUAACAUACCGUAUAUAUGUAAGGAAUGUGGAAAAGUCUUUGUUCAGAGGCCAGAACUGGUUACACACCAGAAAGCUCACACUAGAAAGAAGCCCUAUAAAUGCCAUGAAUGUGGAAAAGCCUUUUUCCAGAUGUUAUCUCUUUUCAGACAUCAAAGAACUCAUACUAGAGAAAAACUCUACGAAUGCACUGAAUGUGGGAAGGGCUUCUCCCAGAAUUCAACCCUCAGUAUACAUCAGAAAAUUCAUACCGGCGAGCGACAGUACGUAUGCAGCGAAUGUGGGAAGGCCUUCACCCAGAAGUCAACACUCAGCUUGCACCAGAGGAUCCAUUCAGGGGAGAAGUCUUAUGUCUGUAUUGAAUGUGGCCAGGCCUUUAUCCAGAAGGCACACCUGAUUGUACAUCAGAGAAGUCACACGGGAGAGAAACCUUAUCAGUGCCACAACUGUGGGAAAUCCUUCAUUUCCAAGUCACAACUUGAUAUACAUCAUCGAAUCCAUACUGGGGAGAAACCUUAUGAAUGUAGUGACUGUGGGAAAACCUUCACCCAAAAGUCGCACCUCAACAUACACCAGAAAAUUCACACUGGAGAAAGACACCACGUGUGCAGUGAAUGUGGGAAGGCCUUCAACCAGAAGUCAAUACUCAGCAUGCAUCAGCGAAUUCACACCGGAGAGAAGCCUUACAAAUGCAGUGACUGUGGGAAAGCCUUUACUUCCAAGUCACAAUUCAGAGAGCAUCAGCGGAUCCACACUGGAGAGAAACCCUACGUAUGCACUGCAUGUGGGAAGGCUUUCAAUGGUAGGUCAAAUUUCCAUAAACAUCAGAUGACUCACAGUAGAGAGAGAACUUUUGCCUGUUACAAGUGUGGACACACCUUCACCCAGAAAUCAGAGCUGAUUACACAUCAGAGAACUCAUAUUGGAGAGAAACCUUACGAAUGCUGUGACUGUGGAAAAUCCUUCAGUAGGAAACCACAACUCAAAGUGCAUCAACGAAUCCACACGGGAGAGAGACCUUACGUGUGUUCCAAGUGUGGGAAGACCUUCAACAACAGAUCAAAUUUUAAUAAACACCAAACAACUCAUACCAGAGACAAAUCUUACAAAAGCAGUUAUUCUGUGCAAAGGCUUUACUCAGAAGUCAAUUCCUAAUAUGCAUUAUACGUAAAUGAAAUAUACUCUGAUUUUCUUGAAGAAAAAAAUCUUAUGAGUCAGAUUUAAUCAUAUAUUAUAGAAUUCAUGCUUCAAAAAAACUCUAGGGAUGCACUGCAUGUCACCAAGUUACACAUUUUAUGUGAAGGAAAUUAUUCGGGAAAGAACUUUUAAGAAUGAGUGGAAAUGUCCAUAUUUGUACUAGCCUCAUUAAAAGUUAUAAAAUUCACUUGGGGAAGAAACCCUGACUAAUGCAUUGAGAAGUUUCUGUAGAAUAUGGUAUAAGACAGAAUCUUUAGGUCAGCAUAUUUGUUUAUAUACACACAUACACAUACCCUCAAUUCUGUAGUGUUUGCUAUAGAAUUCACUGCAGAACAGGAGGUGUCAAUAAAUUACAUAUUUUUUAAAAGAA